GUCUGAUUGGGUUAAUUUAAAAGAGUUGUCUUUGAGCUCUGAAGUUCUUCUACUUGUUUGAUUCUGCUGUUGAAACUUUUAAGUGCAUUUUGUAUUUCUCUAAAUGUGUCUUUCAUUUUCAGACGUUGUGAUAGUUUUUUCUUUAUGAUAUCUAUUUCUCUGGAGCAUUUUUCAUCCAUACUCUGUAUUGUUUUUUAAAAUUUCUUUCUCUGGUAUCUUUUCGAGAAGCUGAAUAAUCACCCUUCUGAAUUUUUAAUCUGGCAAUUCAGAGAUUUCUUCUUGGUUUGGAUCCAUUGCUGGGAGCUAGUGUGGUCUUUUGGGGGUGUUAUAGAAACUUGUUUUGUCACAAUACCAGAAUUACUUUUCUGAUUCUUGCUCAUUUGGGUAGACUAUUUCAGUGGAACAAUCUGAAACUCAAGGGCUGCUGCUCAGAAUCUUUUGUCUCAUGGGGUGAUCCCUUGAUGUGGUGCACUCCUCCUUUCCCUAAAGAUGGGGCUCUGGCAAGCCAGACUGCAGACUGAUUGUUAUUGCUCUUCUGGGUCUAGCCACCCAGCAGUGCUACCAGACUCUAGGCUGGUGCUGGAGAAUGUCUGUGAAGAGUCCUGUGAUGCAAUUUGUCUUUAGGUCUCCCAGUUGUGGAUACCAGCACCUGUUCUGGUAGAGAUGGUAGGGGAGUGACGUAGACUCUGUGAGAGUCCUUGGUUGUAGAUAUGUUUAGAGUGCCUGCUUUCUCAAAUGCCGGUUAUGCCAGCAGUGAAGCUGUCAUGUGGACAGAUUCAGAACCACUGGUUAGCCAGGAUGUUGCAGGCAGUGGAAUUAGCUGUUAUUUUCUCCUUCCUUGGAAAAGGGUUGUUCUGUCAUGAGUUGCUGUAAUGUCCUGAGUUGGUUGGCCUCUAGCUGGGAGGUGGUGUUUUUGAGAUAGCACCAGAGUUUUUCACCUGUCUUGUGGAAUUUGCAGGGGCCUGUCACUUAUUUUAAAGGAUCUGUGAUUUGUUUUGGUUUUCCUGAUAUGCUCCUGCAGUGGUUGCUGGAGCAAAAGUUCAUGGUGUGAAUCUCCCCACACUGUUCUCUCCAUCCAAGUGGGAGCUGCACAUCAGCCCUAUCUCCUAACCACCAUCUUCCCUCUCUCACUUUUUUCUUUUUUAUUGCUGAGUAAUAGUCCAUUAUAUAGAUAUAUCACAUUUGUUUAUCCAUUCAUCAGAUGAUGGACAUUUGGGCUGUUUCCACCUUUUGUCUAUUGUGAAUACUGCUGUUAUAAAUAAACACUAGUGAGAUAAUACUUUACGUCUAUUUGACUGACAAAAAUUAAGACAGACAAUACCAAGUACUGGAGAGAUCUAUUCAAGGGUAUAUUGCUGAGUAGAGUGUAAAUUUGUUUAGCCAUUGGAAAAUAACUUGGUAUUGUUUUGAAAAAUGGAAAACUCAUACUCUCUAUGAUCCAGCAAUUUCAUUCCCAUGUAUAUAUCCAAGAGAAACUUUAGCAUAUAGGCACCAGAAGACAUAUACAACAGUGUUAAUGGUAGUAUUGUUUCUAAGAGUGAAAACUUGAAUCACUGAAGUGUGUAUCAACGGCCAUUUCUUUAAGGAGUUCUGCUCUAAAGGGAAGGAAAGAAAUGGUGCAGUAAUGGAGGUUGAGAAUUUUUUUUUUAAAUGGGAGAAAAAAUAGCACACUUGUAUGCUGAGGCAGUACUUCAAUGGAAAAGGAAAAAAAAUAGUAAGAAUUUCUGGAUACCCUGGUUUCUCAGACACUUAGCUUCAAUUUAUCUGCCAGUUCUGGAGGGUGCUGUAUAUACCUUCCAGUUUUAAGUUUUACCUAUGCUCACUUGCCAUUUUAAAAAAAACUUGUAUUAGGUUCAGGGUACAUGUGCCUGUUUGUUAUACAGGUAAAUUGUGUGUCACUGCAGUUUGGUGUACAGAUUAUUUCUCCACCUAGGUAAAAAGCAUAGUAUCCGAUAGGUGGUUUUUCAGUCCUCACUCUCCUCCCUUCCUCCACCCUCAAGUAGGCCCCAGAGUCUGCUGUUUCCUUUUUUGUGUCCAUAUGUCCUCAAUGUUUUGCUCCCACUUGUGAGAACAUAUGAUAGUUGGCUUUCUGUUCCUGUGUUGGUUAACUUAGGAUAAUGGCAUCCACCUCCACCCAUGUUGCUGUAAAGAACAUGAUCUUGUUCUUUUUUAUGGUUGCAUAGUAUUCCAUGGUGUAUAUGUACCACAUUUUCUUUAUUCAGUCUACUGUUGAUGGGCAUUUAGGGAAGAUUCCAUGUCUUUGCUAUUGUGAACAGUGCUGCAAUAAACAUGGGAGUGCGUUUUUUUUACAGUAGAAUGAUUUAUAUUCCUUUGGAUAUAUACUCAAUAAUGAGAUUGCUGAGUCAAAUCAUAAUUAUGCUUUGUGUUCUUUGAGAAAUCACCAAACUGCUUUCUAUAAUGACUGAAGUAAUUUACAUUCCCACCAGCAGUGUAUGUGUUCCUUUUCUCUGCAACCUUGCCAGCAUCUGUUGUUUUUUGACUUUUUAAUAAUAUUCAUUCUGACUGGUGUGAGAUGGUAUCUAAAUGUGGUUUUGAUUUGCAUUUCUGUAAUGAUGAGUGAUGUUAAGCAUUUUUUAUAUGCUUGUUGCAUGUCUGUCUUCUUUUGAGAAGUGUCUGUUUAUGUCCUUUGCCUUUUUAAUGAGGUUUUUUGCUCAUUGAUUUGUUUAAAUUCCUUAUAGAUUCUGGAUAUUAGACCUUUCUUGGAUUCAUAAUUUGAAAAUAUUUUCUCCCAUUCUGUAGAUUGUCUGCUUACUCUGUUGAUAGUUUAUUCUGCAGUGCAGAAACUCUUUAGUUUAAUUAGGUCCCAUUUGUCAAUUUUUGUUUUUGUUGCAAUUGCUUUUGGCAUCCUCAUGAUGAAAUCUUUGUUAGGUCCUAUGUCCAGAAUGGUAUUUCCUAGGUUACCGUCUAAGGUUUUUAGUUUUAGGUUUUACAUUUAAGUCUUUAAUCCAUUUCGAGUUGAUUUUUGUAUAUGGUAUAGGAAGGGGGUCCUGUUUCAUCUGUAUAUGGCUAGCUAGUUAUCCAAGCACCAUUUAUUGAAUGGGGAGUCUUUUGCCCAUUGCUUGUUUUUAUCAACUUUGUUGAAGACCAGAUGGUUGUAGGUCAUUCUUAAACUGCUGGAUUAAAUAAGAGCACAUUAACUGAGUAUCCAAAGUUAUUUUUUAUAUCUCUUAUACAGAAUUCGAUUGGUCCAUCCAUCAUAUCACUAUAGAAAUCAGAUCCAAGUUACCAUAUGUGUUCAGUCACAGGUUAUUAUACAGCAGUCAAAAUGAAUGAAUUACAUGCAACAUGUAUUAAGAACAUAUGAAUGCAGUUACAUGCAACAACAUGGAUUAAUAUAGCAACAAAAUGUUGAAUAAAAAGGCAAGUUGAAGACUACAUGUAGUAUUAUAUCCUUUUUAGAAUAUUUAAAUACAAGCAAAAUUAAACAAUGUUACUUAGACAUACUAUGUAUGUGAUAACACAAAUGUGCAAGAACAAAAUUCAGGACAAUGACUACCUCAGGGAGGACAGUAUGAGAAGAAAAGGAGCACACAGAUCUAAAUCACUGGUAAUUUUCUAGUUCAGUGUUUCUCAAACUUUAAUGUGCAUCAGAAUCACCUUAAAAUCUAAAUUACUGGGCCCUACCCUCAAGAGUUUCCUGAUUCAGUACGUGGGGGAUGGGGCCUAAGAAUAUACAUAUCGAACGAAGUUCCAGGUCCUGCUAGUUCUGCUGCUCUGGGGACCACACUCUGAAACCACUUGUAGUUCUUAGAUUGGGUUGUAGGUUCAUAGCUGCUCCAUUUUAUUAUAAAAUGUAUAUGCUACUUAAAUUAAACGAAAAAAAAAAAAAAGAUCAAAGAUGAGAGUGUGUUAUGAACCAGGGAUUAACAUUAAUUCAAUUCUGGGCUCCUAAGGUUUCCUCCCCUAAAAAAAAUUCUAAGGUUCCAUUACUAAAAGCAAACUUGAAAAACACUAUUUUAAAAGAACUUCAAGACCAUUAAAAAAUUAACUAUUUUUGAGAAAUAAAUUUGAAAAUUAUUCUUUAUAUGCACAGUGACAGCAUAUUGCACUCUACUUUCCUGGAUCUCAAUAAACUUUGGCAAGAACUUGGCAGAUCACAAAUCUACUUUUGUUGAUUCAACAAAAACUGUUUAAAGACUUCUCUUCCAUUCUCAGUUCUUAUCCUUCUCUCAAAAUGCUGUAGGUAAUGAUUUUUCAUCUUUUUUCUCUCUCCCUCCCUUACAGAUUUAGGCUCUGAGAUAAAAUUUAGGUGACAUUUUAGAUAUUGACUGGGCAUGUGCAGGGCCAUACUCUGUCUUGCAGUAUGCCAGCCACGGACGGGGUUUAGACAAACUGCUGAAUAUAAAACUCUUGCCUACAAGCAGCUCAACCUAGGGGGGAAACAGAUUCAUAAAUAUAAAAUUACAAUCCAAAGAGGUAACACAGUAUGUUAUACGAAGGCAAACAGGUUCGUCUUCUUUCAUAGCCUCUCCUAAACCCGGCAACUCCGAGCUACUCUUCUGGCAAGCCGCCGUCCGUUGGCGGCCUCUGGCGCCGCGGCUUUCGGCCUGCGGAGGGCGCAGGCGCGGGCGGGGCGGGGCCGGGCGGGGAGGGCGGUGAGGGCGGCGAGGGCGGUGAGGGCUGGCGCUCGGGGCCGCGUUUCAUUGGCUUUCCGGCCGGAAGCUGCAGCGCGACCCGGCUGCGCAUGCGCCUCUCACACGUGCUGUCAGAACACCGCCUCCUCCGCUGGCGGCCGGUCUGCGCCAUGCUGCGAACGUCCGUCCUCCGGCUGCUAGGACGCACGGGGGCUAGUAGGCUCUCUCUCCUGGAGGACUUCGGCCCACGCUACUACAGUUCGGGCUUCCUCAGUGUCGGCGAUGAUGCUUGUGAUGCGCGCGCCUACUUCACUACACCCAUUUUCUACGUGAACGCGGCGCCGCACAUCGGGCACCUGUACUCGGCACUACUGGCGGACGCCUUAUGCCGCCACCGUCGCCUCCGAGGUCCCAGCACGGCGGCCACGCGAUUCUCCACUGGUACCGACGAGCACGGGUUGAAGAUUCAGCAGGCAGCAGCUACUGCGGGCCUGGCCCCGACCGAGCUGUGCGACCAAGUCUCUGAGCAGUUCCAGCAGCUUUUCCAGGAGGCCGGUAUCUCCUGCACUGAUUUCAUCCGCACCACGGAGGCCCGGCACCGGGUGGCUGUGCAGCACUUCUGGGGGGUGCUUAAGUCCCGCGGUCUGCUCUACAAGGGCGUCUAUGAAGGUUGGUAUUGCGCCUCCGACGAGUGCUUCCUGCCUGAGGCCAAGGUCACCCAGCAGCCGGGCCCAUCGGGGGAUUCGUUUCCUGUAUCUCUCGAGAGCGGGCAUCCAGUCUCCUGGACCAAGGAAGAAAACUACAUUUUCAGGCUUUCCCAGUUCCGGGAGCCACUCCAGCGGUGGCUGCGGGGCAACCCUCAGGCGAUCACCCCCGAACCAUUUCAUCACGUAGUUCUUCAGUGGCUGGACGAGGAGCUGCCCGACCUGUCCGUGUCUCGCAGAAGUAGCCACUUGCACUGGGGCAUUCCGGUGCCCGGGGAUGAUUCGCAGACCAUCUAUGUAUGGCUGGAUGCCCUGGUCAACUACCUCACUGUAAUUGGCUACCCAAAUGCUGAGUUCAAAUCUUGGUGGCCGGCCACCUCUCAUAUCAUAGGUAAGGACAUUCUCAAAUUCCAUGCCAUCUAUUGGCCUGCCUUCCUCUUAGGGGCCGGCAUGAGCCCGCCACAGCGCAUCUAUGUCCAUUCCCACUGGACAGUCUGUGGCCAAAAGAUGUCCAAGAGCUUGGGCAACGUGGUGGAUCCUAGGACUUGCCUUAACCGCUAUACUGUGGAUGGCUUCCGCUACUUUCUCCUUCGGCAGGGCGUCCCCAACUGGGACUGUGACUACUAUGAUGAAAAGGUGGUUAAGUUGCUGAACUCCGAGCUGGCAGAUGCCUUGGGAGGUCUCUUGAACCGAUGCACUGCCAAAAGAAUAAAUCCUUCUGAGACCUACCCAGCCUUCUGCACUACCUGCUUCCCUAGUGAGCCAGGGUUGGUGGGGCCAUCAGUUCGGGCUCAGGCAGAGGAUUAUGCUCUGGUGAGCGCAGUGGCCACUUUGCCAAAGCAGGUAGCAGACCACUAUGAUAACUUUCAGAUAUAUAAGGCUCUGGAGGCCGUGUCCAGCUGUGUCCGGCAAACUAAUGGUUUUGUCCAAAGGCAUGCACCAUGGAAGCUGAACUGGGAGAGCCCAGUGGAUGCUCCCUGGCUGGGUACUGUGCUUCAUGUGGCCUUGGAAUGUUUGCGAGUCUUUGGGACUUUGCUGCAGCCUGUCACCCCAAGCCUAGCAGACAAGCUGCUGUCCAGGCUGGGGGUCUCUGCCUCAGAGAGGAGUCUUGGAGAGCUCUAUUUCUUGCCUCGAUUCUAUGGACAUCCAUGCCCUUUUGAAGGGAGGAGGCUGGGACCUGAAACUGGGCUUUUGUUUCCAAGACUAGACCGGUCCAGGACUUGGCUGGUGAAAGCCCACCGGACCUAGAAACUCAGUUCUUACCGGCUUGUGGUAAAAAAGCAAAUGUGUUAUUUUUUUAUUUCUUAUUUUCAGGAAAGUUAUACUAGUAUUUUCUUAAGUGUGGAAUCAAAUGAGCACAUAAGCUGUGUCCCUGUGAAAAGAGGUUUGUAGCCUUUCAGGUGCCUACUUCUAUUCUUCAUUUCUCUGUGACCAUUGAUCACUGUCCUUUGUGCAUUGUGUGUCUUAAGAUGUCUUCAGGGGAAAGAUGGUUAAGAGACAGUGUUGCUAAUGCUGUUCCUUCUUUGUGCCUCCUUCCAAACCACAGUUAUUUGCCCAAACUACCUCUCGUGGCUGGUUUUUCAUUGGCCUGGCCUCUGCUUCUCAGGCUAAUUAGUGACUCCUUUGAGAGUCAGGGUUGGAGGCCCCUUACUGGGGCUUUUACAGGGGGAUCCUACUUUGUUACACAUGUUGGGUUUCCUGAUGAAAAGAGAGUAUUUUAUUAAACCUUUUAACCAGUGUCCUAGACCAGAUGAUUUUUGCCCAUGUGCAUCCCCAUUUAAAUUCCUCCAACUAAGGCUCCCUGCUUUGUUAAUAGUCUUAACAGUUGGGUUGUGUAACAUCACACUUCAACCGGUAGAUGGCUCUAAUCUCACACAUUUAAUUACUAAAGAUUGAGGAUUCAGAAUAUUUAGAAUAAAUUAGUUUUCUGCUUUCUAAUUUUGCAGAUCUUUACAUUUUUAUUGCUUUUCUUAAAAUAAGGGAUAGCUUUGCAACCACUAUUGUUUUAAUGGAAAGCAAAAAAACCCCCCAAACUUAUCAGAAUCCUCGUUCUUUUUCAGACUACUGAAAAAUGACAUUUACUCUGUUAAAUGUUUAAUAAGUGAAUAAGUAAAUGUAUCAAGUUGUUUAUAUAAUAAAUUAUAAAACUCUUGAGGCACUUGGUAUGUUAAAAAUUUUAAACCUUAGUAACAUUAGGUUACAGGUAUGAUUUAAAAAUUUGUAAAUAGUUCAAAAGGGCAAUGUUUUCUUUAUAUUUCUUAUAGUCUUAAUUUUGUUAUCCAUGUACAUAAUUUACCUCAUGAUUUAUUUUGGUCAAUCAGGAUCUAUAAUACAAUAUAGAAAUUGUGUAAUAGUUACUACAAAUGUUAAUACACAACUUUCAGGUAAUUUUAACUGAUUAUUUCUUUUGCUCUUUUAACUUAAGUUAUUAAAGUUUAAAAGUUUGUAAGUACCUUA
Molecule: messenger RNA, 7756 nt
Organism: Pongo pygmaeus (Bornean orangutan)
Lineage: Eukaryota; Metazoa; Chordata; Mammalia; Primates; Hominidae
Gene: MARS2
Product: methionyl-tRNA synthetase 2, mitochondrial
Exons: 1
Coding region: 4706-6547 (613 amino acids)
Biological process (GO): methionyl-tRNA aminoacylation
Molecular function (GO): ATP binding; methionine-tRNA ligase activity
Source: RefSeq, a predicted model, not a curated record